This is a messenger RNA of Paramecium tetraurelia, 4344 nucleotides long. RefSeq lists its product as uncharacterized. Gene Ontology annotation, cellular component: phosphatidylinositol 3-kinase complex; cytoplasm; plasma membrane. NCBI's taxonomy places the organism in Eukaryota, Ciliophora, Oligohymenophorea, Peniculida, Parameciidae. Gene Ontology annotation, molecular function: 1-phosphatidylinositol-3-kinase activity; 1-phosphatidylinositol-4-phosphate 3-kinase activity. The record is from RefSeq and is a predicted model, not a curated record. Gene Ontology annotation, biological process: phosphatidylinositol 3-kinase/protein kinase B signal transduction; cell migration; phosphatidylinositol-mediated signaling. The transcript has 4 exons.
AUGAGAUCGAAGUAUAAGCAAUAAAAGAAUGAUGAGAAUGAGUUUAUAAAUAAAAAUUAUAGAAUUCAAUAUCUUUUCUAAUUAAUCAUUUAAGGCGAUUUAUUAAUAUUUUUUGUUUUGCCAAUUAUGGAUAAAUAAUAAAUUGAAGAGAAAUGGUUAAUAUGUGCAGAUCCAGAUAGUUGUCAGAUUUAUACUUUAAAUAUCAAUACAAAUGAAUUCAAAAUUGAAUGUGAGGUCGAUUAAGAAUACAGAUAAAAAGCUAUUCAAGCUAUUUAAUAAAUUGAACAAAUGUUAAAAUUGAAAUCAGGUACUUGGCGAAUGGCAUCUAAACAAAUUGAAUAAUAUCGAAGGAGAAAAAUUCCAUCAUAUUUAUUACAUAAAUAAUCCUCCUCUAUUCCAACUUAUCUUUGUUAAUCCACACUAAGUUAAGCUUUUGUUAAAGUGAACUCAAUCAAACUUUAGGUGAAAUUGAAUCAAUAUAAAGAAUUAUUUAUUAAUAUGCCACCAGAAGUUCAAUUAUUAGAGAAACCUAAUAUCGUCGAAAUAGAAGCAGGAUUAGUAACAGGUGCUGAUGAAGUUAUAAAAAAUGUUUUAAGAGAAAUCUAUUAAAGAUUUAAAGUGAAGCUUAAACCAAAAGAUGAAAAAAAUUAAUUUAUCUUACAAAUUGCUGGAUUCAAAGAAUUUUUAACAGGCAAUCACCCUAUGUUAUCUUAUGAUAGAGUGAGAGUGUAAUUAAGAGGAAUGAAGCACUUGGAAGUUAUUCUUACUGAAGUUCCAAAAUACACAGAUUAAUCAUCUUUAUUUCCUCCUAUUGUUUAAAGAAUAAAAGGAGCUGAUUAAUAUCCUCCAAUCGAAUGGAAGAAAUUUAAAGAUGUUCCUAUAUUAUUAUGGUAUGCACCUUCUACAUUGCCAAAAUAUGAAUUUGAAAUAAUCAACACUAGAAUAUCUUUUGGAAUAGGAGCCACUUAUUAAAUGAAAUUUGAUAAACCUAGAGGUUCUAGCCAAGAAAAUAUUUCAAAUUUGGAUUGCAGCGAAAAGAUUAAAAGAUAAUCUGUCGGAGAUAAUCCAUAAAAACAAUCAAUUUAAGAUUAAGGAAAUAAAAAAGGAGUUGGAUAUAUUAAUGACUUGGUUUCUAUGAGAAAUGAAUUGUUUAGAUAAAAUAUUCUGUCAAUCGAUCAAAAUAUUCUUUACUCUGGGGAAUGCGACUGGCCUUUUAGUGUCAGAAUUUGUUCAAUAGAAAAUCUUGUUUAAGCUCUUGAAUAGGACAAUAAAUUUGAAAAACCCUAAUUAAGAGCAACCUACAAUGGAUUAAUACCUCCACAAUAUAUUACAAAAAAAACUAGUACAAAAGUUGAAGAUGAUAAUCAUAAAACAAAAAACAACAAAUCUGAAAAUAGAGAGUAAAACUAAGGUAGACAAGUACAUUUAAAAUUGCAUAAAAGAACAGGUAGAGUCUUAGAUCCUAGAAAUCUUGAUAUUCGUAAAUAAAUUCCGUUUGGAGGAUAAGAUUUUUUGGAUGAAUUAGAGACUUUUUAAGAAAGAUACGAACUUGACUUUCUACCCUUUUUAAUAUCAGUUCAGGUUUGUUUAUAUCAUGGUUGUAAGCUAUUGACACCAUGGUGUUAAGCUGAAACAAAGAAAUAGCCUUUCAGUCAUUCUCCCAAAUUUUAUCAAUCAAUUACUUUUCCCGGAAUCAAGAUUUCAUAACUACCUUAAGAAGCAAGACUUUGCUUCAAUAUUAUAGCUCAUAGUGCUAUAGGGUAGCAAUAAAUUAUUGGUUGCACAACUAUGUAUAUUUUUUCUGAAGAAAAGAGAUUUCGAGCUCAUAUGAAUUAGUUGAAUGUAUGGCCUUUUUAUAAAAUUGAUCCUAGAUUACUUUGCGUAGGUCAAUAUUUUGGUUGGGUUAAUUCAUAAUAGUAAGCAGCAAUUACUUCUGAUGUAAUUACAAAUUCUUAUGGAAGAUUAAUAAUUUAAUUAGAUCAAUUCAAUUUACCAAUGAAAUGGAGUUUAAGAGAUGAAAAACAAUUAGAAGAACUUGGAUUUUCAAAAUCAGCAAGAAGUUAAAGGUACUAUGAAAUGAGAAAUACACUUAUUCCAAAUUCUGAUUAUUCAACAUAUUAGUAGAUGCAAUCAUCAACUUUGGCCUCCGAAUAAUUUGGAACCCUAUAUCAAAGUAAUUAUUCAACAACAUCAAACUCGUUUAGUUCUGCAAGCAAUUUUAAUGGUGGAUCCCACAUCUUUAGUAAAAAAUAAAGAGGAGUUGUAGCAGGAAGUUCUUUAUUUGCAGCAACUAAUAUUCAUUAAAGAUAACAUUCAAACCCUUAUGAACAAUAUUCUCAGGUUGGAUUUACAUCUCAAGAAUAGGGUACAAUUUUGAGGUUUGGAGAAUUUAAUGAGAGAAACACUCACCUAGCCCCUUCGGUAAUGCAUAUGGGAUAAGGAAGUUCCUUCAAUAUUCAUGAGCAAUCCAGUUCUUAAUUUAGUUCCUACAAACUAAGCCAUUAAUUCUCGUCAUAAAAUAUCUCUUAAAAUUAACCUGUGAGUGAGAGUUACAAUUAAAUUGUCACUUUUAAAAAUUGGUCAACUACUCCACGAACCGAAGAUCUAGCUAUCCUACAGGCUUUACUAAAGUACAAUCCACUAAACAGACCAUAUUUUACUGACCAGCAUAAAUAUAUUCUAAUGAUUUGUAGGAAUCACUAUAAGACUUUACCAUAUGCACUUUAAAUAUUUUUAAUGGCUAUAGAAUGGGAUGAUCCUGAGUAAGUAAGGGAAGCACAUAAUAUGAUAAAAUUAUGGACUCCUUUACCUCCAGAAGAUGCACUGCCAUUACUGGAUGCCCCAUUUGCUGAUGAAACUGUCAGGUUGUAUGCAGUUGAGAGAGUAAGUAUAUUGUCUGAUGAUGAAUUGUAAUUGUAUAUGUUAGAAUUGACUUAGUGUUUGAUGUUUGAGAAACAUCUUUUCAAUCCGUUAGCAGAAAUGUUGCUAGAAAGAAGUCUGUAAAAUCCAUGGGUUGUGGGUCAUGAAUUAUUUUGGUUGUUGAAAGCUUAAUUGCAUGUUAGACCAUCUUAUGAAAGAUAUUCUCUUUUAUUAGAAUAAUUACUUAUGCUUUGCGGGGAAUUCAGAUAAUAAUUAAUGAACGAGGUUCUCGUUGACAAUGAGCUUUAUAAUAUUGCAUAAAAAGUCAAAGAAGAAAAUAUACCAAAAGAUAAUAGAGUUUCAUUCUUAUAAGCAGAACUGCAAUAACUUUUUCCUAAACUACCUAAACCCUUCUCAUUUGCUUUAGAUUCAAGGAUGGAAGCUUAAUAAUUUAAGAUGAGUGAAUGUAAAGUUAUGGAUUCAAAAAAAAUGCCUUUAUGGUUGUCAGUGAUUCCCCAAUGCAUAGAGGAAGAUGAAGAUCUAUUGAUUUCUCAACCUAAAAAGAUUGGCAAAGCAAGCGAAGAAGGUUUAAUAUAAAUUAACAUUAUGCCUGAUGAUAAUAGAUAAGGAAAAGAUGGCAAAGAGCAUGCAAAUGAUUAAUAAAAUAUAGAUUCAAAACAAUCCACGCUUCUAAAAAUAAUGUUUAAAACUGGGGACGACAUUAGAUAAGAUAUGUUGACAUUGUAAUUGAUUAAAAUUAUGGAUAAAAUUUGGUUAGACGCAGGCUUAGAUUUUAGAAUGAAACCGUAUAAAACUAUUUCAACAUAAGAUAAUGUUGGUAUGAUAGAAGUUGUGACUAACAGUUUGACAAUUGAAAAGAUUCAUGGAGAUGCGGGUGUGAUGGGAGCAUUUUAAUAGAAAACCAUAUGGAAUCAUUUAAAAACAAAAAACACAGAACCAUAAUCAUUCGAAACAGCAACUGAUAAUUUUCUACGUUCCUGUGCUGGUUAUUGUGUUGCAACUUAUGUAUUAGGAAUUGGAGAUAGGCACUCUGGAAACAUUAUGAUUACUGAUACAGGUCAUUUAUUUCACAUAGAUUUUGGUCAUUUCUUAGGUAAUUUUAAAUAAAAGUUUGGAAUUAAGAGAGAAAGAACUAAAUUUGUAUUAACAGAAGAAAUGGCUUUUGUGAUGGGGGGCAGAGAUGGAGAUCUCUUCAAAAAGUUUUAGCAAGAUUGCACAAACGCAUACAAUUUAGUUAGAAAGCAUGGACAUUUUUUAAUAAAUAUCUUUUUAAUGAAUCUUUCUGCAGGUAUGCCAGAACUAUAAUAGGCAUCAAAUGUUAAAUAUAUUGAGGAUUAAUUGGCAUUAAACAUUUCAGAUUAAGAAGCGACAGCAAAAUUUAAAUAAGAGAUUAUUAUCUCUUUGAAUGAUACUUGGAGAUAGAUUGAUAAUUGGUUCCACUACAUUAAAAGAAGAGGUGGUUGA